AUUAAAGGCACCAUGACUUGGUCCUUUUGUGGCAAGUAUAACAAAGAACCCAACUUGUGAACCUAAAUUGCUUUGAAAGAGAAGUUCUUUUCUCUGUUUCACUUAAAAUAAGAUAGCACAAAAAAAAAAAAAAAAAAAAAAACUGUCUUUCUCUUUCAAUCUUAAUUUCUCUGCUCACCAUCAAGGCAAGUUUCCUUCUUUUGCUCCUCUAACAAUUUCCAUUUUUACAAAAACAAAUAUCUUAUUUCCAAAAGUUUCACACAUUUAGGUUUUUCUCAAUCGUUAUAUAUGGUAACCAAGUCUUAUUCCAUUCCUCUGUAAUUCACACAAAUUCCUUGCCAAAAUAAGGUUUUUUUUUUUUUUUUUUUUAAUGUGAUGUGAGAAUUUGGGUGAAGAGAAAGAUGAAGACUAUUAGUGGAUUAGGUAUUGGUUUGAGUUUAGUGUUUCUUCUACUAGCACUUGUUGCAGAAGUCUAUUACCUUCUGAGAUGGAAGAAGCACAAGAAGAGAGUCACAAGCCAAGAGAGUGAAGAAGAGAAAGAAGAAGAACAACCAAACGGAUACGCUAAAGAACUUAUCCAGCUCUUCUGCUUCAAAAAGCCUCAAUCUUUGCAGCAAAACAAUGGAGGAAGAGAAGGUGAAAUCUCAAUGAAUCAAGAUGUGAAUCCAGAUUUGGAACUUGGGUUGAUGAAACACUUGAAUGGAGGAGAUCUAGGGUUUGAAGCAGAGCUUAUGAAGCUUCAUAACCAGAGGUUUCUAUUCACAAUCAUGGAAGAGACAAAAGCAGAUUUGGAAUCUGAUGAUGGCAGCAAAUCAAGAUUAGGUUCAAGAUCAAGAAGAAGAAGCUUGAGUGAUGUUCCUAAUGACUGUAAUACCCCUGGAUUCACUCCAUUGGCUUCUCCUACUACACUAAAGUCAUCUCCUUUGGAGUCUUAUCCACACCAUGGAUUCAAUCCUCUGUUUGAGUCAGACGGUGAGCUUGAGUUUAACAAGUUUUUCAGGUCGUCUUCUUCACCUCCACCAAAGUUUAAGUUCAUGAGAGAUGCUGAAGAGAAGCUAAGGAAGAGAAUGAUUGAAGAAGCCAGAAGAAGAGAAGGGUUAGCUUCGGUUGUAACACAAGGUUCGUUUUUGAAGUUCAUGAAUCCUGCAAUGAACAGAGAGAAGAAACAGAGUAUUCAAGAAUCUGAUGAAACGGUGUCGUUUUCUCCUUCUUCUUCAUCAGGUACAACAAAUCUUAGAACGUUAGUGGUUGUUUAGUUUUAGCAUCUCUAGCUCUACUUUUUUAAUUUUUAAUUUUUGGUUGAAAUUUUUUUCAAGAAUUUCAAUUUUAUUUGUGUGAAAAUUCUAUCUUUCCUUUCUCUCGUUCUUGUUUUUUGGGAAUGAUUUUCUUCUGUACGUAUCAAUCUGAAAAAUUUGCAGAUGCUUGUUUUAAUUUCGUCUAAGAAUAAUUAUAAGCUAAUAGAAUUA
Arabidopsis lyrata subsp. lyrata is the source of this 1466-nucleotide messenger RNA. RefSeq lists its product as uncharacterized. Bases 402 to 1256 code for a protein of 284 amino acids. The record is from RefSeq and is a predicted model, not a curated record. Lineage: Eukaryota; Viridiplantae; Streptophyta; Magnoliopsida; Brassicales; Brassicaceae. The transcript has a single exon.